AUGUCUCUAUACUGGCCUGAUUAUACACUUGGGCAAUUCGAAAAUUCUAUGUCUCGCCUAUUUGAUGAUUUCUUCAAGGAUCUCAAUAUUGAAAGACAAUCUAAUAAUUCGGUUACACGAAGCGGUAGGAUUCCUCUUGAUAUUCAUGAAGGCGAAAAAGAGUUUACUGUGUGUGCCGAGUUACCGGGAGUCACCAAAGAACAAAUCAAUCUUGACGUUCGUGAAAAUAUGCUAGUAAUUUCUGAAGGAAAUGCACAUAUUCAAGAACGUCGUUAUGGAAGUUUCUCUCGUGCUAUUACUCUUCCUCGUAGCGCUAAAACUAGUGAUAUCGCUGCUAAAUUUGAACACGGUGUUCUUGAAGUCAAAAUUCCAAAAGAUGAAAAUAAAGAAUCUAGAAAGAAAAUUGAUAUUCAAUAA
Dentiscutata heterogama is the source of this 417-nucleotide messenger RNA. The record is from the annotation of a GenBank genome assembly. Lineage: Eukaryota; Fungi; Glomeromycota; Glomeromycetes; Diversisporales; Gigasporaceae.